UCGAGAAUAGAGAGCACAUUUCUCAAGGACCGGCGAAGGCAUAAAGAGCGGGCAUGCCACCCAAAUCGGAGCACUCGGCCGCCGCUGGCGGUGGCGCAGCCUCCCUAGUCACCACUGCCGCAUCGCUGCCUUCGGAUCAGGCCUCGAUGGAUCCGUUUCUCCACCUCCUCAGGCUUCUCCCCUACAGCUUCCUACGCCCGCCCCGUACGCGUCUGAAGCUCCCCUCCUCUCUUGCGCUCCCUUCCCCGAUGACUGUAUUUUCCCUCGUGUUGCUCACUUACUUUGCCGUCGUUUCUGGUCUUGUCUACGACGUCAUCGUCGAGCCCCCAGGCAUCGGCAGCACUCAGGAUCGCUACGGUACUGUCCGCCCUGUCGUCUUCCUUCCCGGCCGUGUCAAUGGUCAGUACAUUAUUGAGGGUCUCUCUUCUGGGUUCAUGUUCGUGCUCGGCGGCAUCGGUCUGAUCCUGCUGGACCUUGCCCUCGACCGCAACCGUCCACGCAGUGUACGCAUCUCCUUCGCUUCGUUCGGGAUCUCUGCCACGAUCAUUUCCUACAUCAUGAGCAUGCUCUUCAUCCGCAUCAAGAUUCCCGGCUACCUAUCGUGAUUUGGCUCUAGUUGAGAAGGUAUUAGGUUAUCGGAGUUUUUAUCAUCCUUGUUAGAUCUGCGAUAAAUAAGUGCUCUGUUAAUGUAUUUCAGUUAUGGAUGGUACUGCGCGGUGUUAAUUUUUAAUUUUUGGUUGUCUUAAGUUAAAAUAUUAACUCUGUUGAUUGAAGUUGUUUUCCCUAGAAUGCUUCACAAAUUAAUAUAUAUAUUUUUAUGGUUCUAGCAGUAA
Molecule: messenger RNA, 833 nt
Organism: Zingiber officinale
Lineage: Eukaryota; Viridiplantae; Streptophyta; Magnoliopsida; Zingiberales; Zingiberaceae
Product: oligosaccharyltransferase complex subunit ostc-like
Exons: 1
Coding region: 54-605 (183 amino acids)
Cellular component (GO): oligosaccharyltransferase complex
Source: RefSeq, a predicted model, not a curated record